GGAGGGCCCCGGAGCGGCAGCGCUCGAGGGAGGGAGCGAGGGAGGGAGGGCGAGAAGGAGGGAGGGAGGGAAGGAGGGCGGGUGGCGGCGGCGGCUGUGGCCGGGGCUUCCCUCCCCCGGCGGGAGGCGGCUGCCCUGCGUCUGUGGCCGUGGGGAGCCGAGAAGCAGGUAACGAAGGCGCUUCCCGAGGCGGGACUGGACCGAGCCGGCGGACCGAGUCCUAUGGGUCUCUGCCUGAGGCCCUGGCGGGAGAGAAGCGGGGGCUCAACCCCUAGACCUCCAGAAAUGACGUCAGAAUCAUUUGCAUCCUGCUGCCUCUACCUGCCCGGUCCAGCUGGGACCCUGCCUUGCCUGCCCCAUGGCCAGAGGGUUGGAGGGGCGCUGCCCCACCGUGACCUAUGCAGACUGAAACACGAUCGCCACGUAUGGAGACCACUGGAAAGCUCUGGAGCCAAGGCCCGUGGGGCCGGCCCACUGGAGGCCGAAGAGGAGACGCUGGGUGGGGGCUGAAGCACAGACUUCCGAUAGCCUCCCAGUGCCCAGGCUCUGGAGGGGAAGCUGGGAGCUUCCCAUCUCCUCUUGCAGGGGAGGGUUGUCAGUUUGGCGGGGUGUGCACUGGGGGGCACCCCAGCCCCUGCCAGGCAUGCCCCCAUCAUCUCCCCCCAGCAGCAGCACCACCACACACACAAAAAAUUGGAUACAUUUUGAAUAAAGCGAUUCGGUUCCUUAUCCGGGGACUGGGUUGCUCCGUGUGAUUGGCCGGCGGAGUCACAUGGUGAAAGUAACUUUACAGGGUCGCUAGCUAGUAGGAGGGCUUUAUGGAGCAGAAAAACGACAAAGCGAGAAAAAUUAUUUUCCACUCCAGAAAUUAAUGAUCAUGAGCUCGUAUUUGAUGGACUCUAACUACAUCGAUCCGAAAUUUCCUCCAUGCGAAGAAUAUUCGCAAAAUAGCUACAUCCCUGAACACAGUCCGGAAUAUUACGGCCGGACCAGGGAAUCGGGAUUCCAGCAUCAUCACCAGGAGCUGUACCCACCACCGCCUCCGCGCCCUAGCUACCCUGAGCGCCAGUAUAGCUGCACCAGUCUCCAGGGGCCGGGCAAUUCGCGAGGCCACGGGCCGGCCCAGGCGGGCCACCACCACCCCGAGAAAUCGCAGCCGCUCUGCGAGCCGGCGCCUCUCUCAGGCGCCUCUACCUCCCCGUCCCCAGCCCCGCCAGCCUGCAGCCAGCCAGCCCCAGACCAUCCCUCCAGCGCCGCCAGCAAGCAACCCAUAGUCUACCCAUGGAUGAAAAAAAUUCACGUUAGCACGGUGAACCCCAAUUAUAACGGAGGGGAGCCCAAGCGCUCGAGGACAGCCUACACCCGGCAGCAAGUCCUGGAAUUAGAGAAAGAGUUUCAUUACAACCGCUACCUGACCCGGAGGAGAAGGAUCGAGAUCGCCCACUCGCUGUGCCUCUCUGAGAGGCAGAUUAAAAUCUGGUUCCAAAACCGUCGCAUGAAAUGGAAGAAGGACCACCGACUCCCCAACACCAAAGUCAGGUCAGCGCCCCCGGCCGGCGCUGGGCCCAGCACCCUCUCGGCAUCCACCCCGGGCACUUCUGAAGACCACUCCCAGAGCGCCACGCCGCCGGAGCAGCAACGGGCAGAGGACAUUACCAGGUUAUAAAACAUAACUCACGCCCCUGCCCCCACCCCACGCCCCAUCCUCCCCCCCCCCGCACACAAAUUGACUCUUAUUUAUAGAAUUUAAUAUAUAUAUAUAUUUUUUGGUUCUUUUCUCUCUUCCUCCCGCUUCCUCCCUCCUCAAUUCCAAAUAGACAAAACAGAUAAACAAGCCCCCUUCCUUCUCUCCCUUCCACUGUUAAGGACCCUUUUAAGCAUGUGAUGUUGUCUUAGCAUGGUACCUGUUGGGUUUUUUUUUUUUAAAGGCCAUUGGGGGGGUAAUUUAUUUUUUAAGAAAAAUGCUGGAAAAAAUAUAUAUUGCAAGGUUGGAUGGUCUGGUUUGGGUAAAUUUCAGGGGAGAUGAGAAAAGAAAAAAGGAAAGGGAGAUUUUAAAGCUAAUUCUCAUCAUUCUCUUCCUCCUCCCCCCUCUUUCCUUCACUUUUGCAUUGAAAAUGCACCAGGGGAGGUUAGUGAGGGGGAAGUCGUUUUAAGGAGAACAAAGCUAUGAAGUUCUUUUGUAUUAUUGUGGGGGGGUGGGAGGAGGGGGGAGGAUAGCAGACAAAGCUAAAUGCAUCUGGAGAGCUUCGCAGAGCUGUUCAGUUUGAGAAGCCAAAAGAAAAUCCAAAUGAACUUUAAGUUCAGAGAGGCAGUCUAUAGGUAGAAUCUCCCCUCACUCCCAUCAUGGUUAUUGUGUUUUUGGACUGAAUUUACUUGAUUAUUGUAAAACUUGCAAUAAAGAAUUUUAGUGUCGGUGUGAAAUGCCCCGUGAUCAAUAAUAAACCAGUGGAUGUGAAUUAGUUUUA
Molecule: messenger RNA, 2465 nt
Organism: Octodon degus (degu)
Lineage: Eukaryota; Metazoa; Chordata; Mammalia; Rodentia; Octodontidae
Gene: Hoxc4
Product: homeobox C4
Exons: 4
Coding region: 872-1666 (264 amino acids)
Biological process (GO): embryonic skeletal system morphogenesis; anterior/posterior pattern specification; regulation of transcription by RNA polymerase II
Cellular component (GO): nucleus
Molecular function (GO): RNA polymerase II cis-regulatory region sequence-specific DNA binding; DNA-binding transcription factor activity, RNA polymerase II-specific
Source: RefSeq, a predicted model, not a curated record